Messenger RNA from Sphaeramia orbicularis (orbiculate cardinalfish), 4161 nucleotides. RefSeq names its product MAX network transcriptional repressor a (gene mnta). Bases 201 to 2039 code for a protein of 612 amino acids. Gene Ontology annotation, molecular function: RNA polymerase II cis-regulatory region sequence-specific DNA binding; protein dimerization activity; DNA-binding transcription factor activity, RNA polymerase II-specific. Gene Ontology annotation, biological process: regulation of transcription by RNA polymerase II. The transcript is spliced from 6 exons. Lineage: Eukaryota; Metazoa; Chordata; Actinopteri; Kurtiformes; Apogonidae. The record is from RefSeq and is a predicted model, not a curated record.
UGUUCCUACUACUUUGAGCGCCAUCUUGUUUGUAACUCCUGUACGUAGGCUAAGUGGUAGAGUUUCUACUGAGGGGGGAUCCGAUUACCCUUUUCCACUUUUAGACAGGGGACCUCUCCCUGUAGAGUAACAGGCGCAAAUCGCUCCUGCUUUUUGCUUUCCUCUAAAAAUUAAGCCACGGUCUCUCCAAACGGAUAGAAAUGAGCAUCGAAACGCUCCUGGAAGCGGCCAAGUUUUUGGAAUUGCAAGCCCAGCAACAACAGAAAGCACGUGAGGAUGAAUUAAAAGAAAAGCUACGUCUGGAGCUGCUGGCAGAGCAGAAGCUCUCUGAUGUGAACUAUAAGACCACAGUCCACAUAAACAAUGUGACAAAAGUGGAGGAUCUCCAUACUGAAUGUCAUCCUGCACUCGUACCACCCUCUCUGCCUCUGCCCUCUAUGCCCAUCACGGUCAUCCCCAUCCCUGUGGUCGCCCCCAACCCCACAGGCUCGCCCACGCUGCCUGUGGCCACAAUGUCCCCUCCAGCUGCUCCACCUCUGUCCUCCCCCAAGAGAGAUCCUCAUUCUCCCCAGGAGCAGAGUGCUGCUACUCUGCUACAGCCUAAACCUGAACCCCCCACCUCUGUGCUGACUGUAAACCACAAACAACCACUGCAGAACCACCAUCACACACAGUUCAUUGCCCAGACUGCAAACACUAAACUGCAGACUCACCAGCAGCUGGUCCAGCGCUACCCCGGCUCCAUCGUCUCCCCUCCUCAACAGCAUGCCUUACUUCCUCAGUCCAGCUCUGUGCUUCAGCCAGCCCCCCUGCAGAACGGUCCCAUCAGCAGAGGCAGCCCCCCAGAUGAUGCACGCCACUUGGACAGUAAGAAACGACCAGGCGGAGCUGGCACAAGAGAAGUACAUAACAAGCUGGAGAAAAAUAGACGAGCUCAUUUGAAGGAGUGCUUUGAGACACUGAAAAAGAACAUCCCCAAUAUUGAUGAGAAGAAAACCUCCAACCUGAGUGUGCUAAGAAGUGCGCUGAGAUACAUUCAAACUCUGAAGCGGAAAGAAAAGGAGUACGAGCAUGAUAUGGAGCGACUGGCCAGAGAAAAGAUUGCCACGCAGCAGCGAUUAGCAGAGCUGAAGAAUGAGUUGAGUCAGUGGAUGGAUGUGAUCGAGAUCGACCGUGUCCUCAGACAGACAGUACAGCCUGAAGAGGACCAGGCCUCAACCUCCACUGCUUCAGAAGGUGGAGACAUCAUGGAUGAUGACCUUGAUGAUGAUGAGAUGGAGAGAGCACCGACUGCCUUACCCACCGUGCCUCAACUCAUGAAACCUGAGCUGCACAAACCUGCAACAGUGGCUGAGAACCCCACCCUGACAUCUACUGCCACAACUACCUCCUUCAUUACUCAGCACAUUUCCAUCCAGCACAAAGCCCCACUGCAGCAAGCUCAGGGACCCACAGUGUCAUCUCCACAGCCAGUGUCCAAACAGGCAGCCUCACCUACACUCACAACCAUGCCCCUCUCUCCCCCCACCCUCAGUCAAACCCUGAUCCCCACCCAGACACCAAUAGUGACAGCACCGAGCCUACAUCCUACAGUGAUUGCUCAUGCCUCUGUUUCCCAUCCCUCAGUGAUUCAAGCAGUGAACCAUGUAAUUCAGACGGGGGGUCCUAAACAUUUAGCCCACUUGGCUCCCUCCACCACCACCAGCUCUGUUCAGUUAGCUCCACACCAACCCAUUGGUCACAUCACUGUGCACCCUGUGACCCACCUGGGCCAGCAUCUGCCUGCCCUCUACUCCCAGCCUGUAGCUGUCACACAACCUGCGGUGGUGGGUCACAUCACCCACACCCUGAACCAUGCUCACCCCCAGGUGAAUGGCACUGCACCGAGCCAACAAGCUACCACCAUUGUUGGGAAACAGGCAACAAUGGGCACACCAAUGGUCACUCAUCACCCACAGCUAGUGGGUCAGACGGUGCUCAACCCUGUGACAAUGGUGACAAUGCCGUCCUUUCCCAUCAGCACUCUAAAGCUGGCUUGAGGCCCACCACCAGGAAAUGGAAAAGUCCCCAAAUGUGGGAGAACCACUGGUCUCUGACUAGGCCAUAGGGUGAACCCAGUGAGAGCAGGACAGCCACUGGCUCCUUCAGUAAUCCACAUAAGAUUCAUUUUCAGAAGCAUCAGAGUGGUUAGAAAAAGACCCAGAAGAUUCCUGAAACAAACCAUAACCCUCUCUAUUGGUCUCCCACAGCAUCCUCUUGUCCUGAUCCUAAAAUGAGGAUAUGCCAUAUUCAUCUGGUGAAACGUAAUCAUGUUGAGUAUAUGUGGCAGUAUACAGUACAGUGGACAGAAAGCGCACUUUUAGCCCCUCACUGGCCAAUGAAUUUAGCAGAAAGUGAAGCAGUAGUUAGUGUAUUGUCAAACAAGCUUUAUGGAAAAUGUAACUUUAAGAGACAUUGUGUAUUAAGCAGUAGUAAGCCUUGUAUUCAAAAAGGAGCAGUGAGUACUGAAGGCUUUGACAGUGCAGGAUCAGAGUGUUCAACCCGCCAUAACCAGGACACUGAGAAUGUGAUUUGGAGGAGCACCUCCUCUCCAGCAGAGGCACAUGCUGCAGGGUUGGAGCAAAACCACGGACCAAACCUCUUAUGUAGGAGUUAGUCUUCAGUUGUGGUGCAUAUAACAAUGGCUCCCCCUGCUGUCUAUUUGUAUUCAUUAUAAUACUGCUAUACCUCUGAGGAUUUUUGUCAGAAACACUGAUGGAUGUCAUCUUAACAGCCUCACAAUGUUGAAAAAAAAAAUGCAGUUUUGUAAGGGUUUAGCAUCUAAGGUUAGGAGUAAAGGACAAUCAAAUUAUUUCUGUACUAUUUUCAUUAGACACUUGUGACUGUUCAUUGAGAAGAAGUUAGUGUUUUUUGUCACAGCUGCUAAUAUAUUCUCAUAUUUUUUGCAAAAUAGUUUAAGUUGUCACUUUGUUCCUGGCCCCCAAAGCUGAGGUAAGACAGAACAGUCAGAAAACUAUAUCAUGUCAGUCCUACGAGGUGAGGGCAUUGAGUGUGUAGAGAGUUUGAAUGUCCAUGAAUAUAGUAAAGUGUGUUUCUGUACGGUCAUGUAGGGUAGUAGGAUGUGUGUUUGCAUGCUGUGAAUGCAUGCCACUACUGUGUUAUUUGUUCAGUGAUUAUUUUGCAAGCGAAGGGCAAAUGACAGUACUGUCUAGUCUGCUCACUUCAACAUGUUGCAGUAGGAAUGUAAGGCUGUUUGGCCCAGGACUCUCAAACCCCCAGCUCUGCGUUACGUGGUUGGUACAAAAUAAGCAGCUGGCACAAAAACAAUGAUGUUUUUCAAGACUAUUCUUUUCCAAGUGCUGGCACUGUGAAGAUUAAUUUCCAUUAGUCUCACUGAGCAGCAAAUCUGAAGUUUAGCAUAGCACUUGCUAAAGCAGCAACAUGCUGUGGACUCCUACUUUAAUCAUUUAAUCUGAAUGUACUGAUCUGUGAAAGGAUGUAGAGCAUCAUACUCAUUGGACGUUAAGCCCUUUUAGUGUGUGUGUGUGUGUUUUGUUUUUGUUUGUUUUUUUUAACAAAUUUUUAAAAAAGCAGAUUACUUUAUUAAAGUAUCACAUGUAUGUGAAGUGUAACAUUUAAAAUGUAUUUGUAUUUUUAAAAAUUAUUGUUUGUUUCAUUUGGAAAGUAACUUUCUCAGUGUAAAUUUGAUAAAUGACUUUUCUGGGACCAUAUACAGUACAGUAUAUCGGGGGUGAUGCCUAAACCAACCUCUUCCCAUAAUGAUACCACAUUCGGCCACUUUGGAAAGUAUUCAACCCUUAUUUUUUAGUAUUUUGUUAUGAUGCAAUAUGAUUAUAGCAUGUACUUUUUCUCUCUAAAGUAUUCUAUCUACGAGAAAAGAUGGUGUGCAAAGAUGAAGCAAUAUUGCUCACCUUCAUAUUGUGGCAAAACAAAAUGUGUAAAAGUAAACGAGGGACUGAGAUACUUGAAGAAGCAACAAUACACGUUUUCCCUAUGGAGAAAGAUUAAGUUGUAUAUAGCCUGUAAAUGUUGGACUGCAUUUAGAUCUACCUGUAUUAUGUAAAAAGAUCGGAAGAUGAUAUAAAAUGUACAAAAUAUUUGUUAAAAAAAUAAAUAAAAUAAAUUGUAUACAUUUACACA